Messenger RNA from Spirodela intermedia, 2392 nucleotides. The record is from the annotation of a GenBank genome assembly. Lineage: Eukaryota; Viridiplantae; Streptophyta; Magnoliopsida; Alismatales; Araceae.
AUGGGCAUCUUCCGGGUACGGUGCUCACCCGUUUACGUUUCCAGCCUCAUUUUCCGUCGAUUUCUUUCGUGGCUUCGGAGAAACGUCCUUUGAGAGGCUUUAGAGGACUAGGAUGGAGAUCGGAUCGCUCCCCUUGUUUGAUGCUUCUUUGACGCCGUCGGCACGGGGGAGACAGGAAUAAGGUCCGGCCGGCGCUGAUGGUGAAGUUCCCAGGGUUUUCAGAUCUGAGCUCCUCCAAGCUUGCCCUGUUGCGUAUGCAGGGAUCUCAUAUUCGAUGGGGGUUCCGAUGUUUUUUGUUGAAAUUUAUGCGAGACAUAGGAUUCGGUCCCGCAUUCGCUCUGUUCAUGGUGAAUGGUUUUGGAUAUUUAACUCGCUUUUACUUACCUCCUUCCGCAUUUCUUUCUCUUUUUUUCUUGUAGUUUCAUCAGUACCAGGUGGUGGGACGAGCCCUCCCGACCUCAACCGAGGGGCAUCCGAAGAUCUUUCGGAUGAAGCUCUGGGCGACGAACGAAGUGAGGGCGAAGUCUAAGUUCUGGUAUCAUCCGAGAGAUUAUAGCACUCUUUAUUAUUUAUCCUUGAAUCUUCUAAGUUGACAAACUCGAGUCUUACGUGCUUGCAGGUACUUCUUGAGGAAACUCAAGAAGGUGAAGAAGAGUAACGGACAAGUUCUCGCCAUCAAUGAGGUAAAGCUUCGUAAUCACUCUUAGCAGCUUUUCCUGCGUUCGGUGAUUUAGCAUACUAUGUUAGUCACGAAUCCUAAAAUUUUGGUCGUGGUAGAGCCUUGUGCUUCCCAUUUAUCUAGCUCUACUACCAGAGGCCUCAAAAGGCUGCAUGAAGGACUAAUCAACGUACUAUGUUCUCCUCCUUUACUUAGCAAAAGCUGCUCUCCAACCUGUCCCCGAAUCUAUGGGAAUGUGCCAACCAGAGCCUCUGUGCGAUCUAACUUUAGAAGGAACAUUUUUCAUCUGUGCCCGUUCAUUUUUUUUGAUCUGAACAGGAACAACGCCUCGUAGUCUUCUUGUGUACCUCAGUAGUUUCUUUUAUGCCAGUAGAAGGGACAACGAAAUUCGUGUCUCUUAUUUUGUUUAGCAUCUUAUUAUCUUCUAUAAUUCAUUGUUCUGUUGAUGAUUGCCCAGACCCUUCUCAAAACUUAUAAUAGCUUUGCUGAUGAAUAGACAGUUAAGUUCUAAAUUUAGAUCAUACCGUGUGGGGGUGCUGUGUGUGGAUUUUCGGGGAGGGGGGUUCUUAUGGCUUCCAGACCAUACCCUGCCAUAGCCCAUGACUGGCCUGUCCAAGGACCAGGUUGGGCUUAUGAGAUGAUACCGUGUGAUCUUCCCUCUAUGUGUGUGGGUGUUUGUGCUUCAUUCUAUUGUUGAUGCAGAACAUUUGUGAAAAUUAGUGCAAGCGAUGUAAUUUACUCUUAAUAUUAACACUCUAGUUGAAAGUAACGGUUGGCUCUUUUUUUUUUUUUACUACUCGAAAGCUGUUCAUCCAAUUACCCUUCUUUUGCUUUAUCAUUAUUUUUUGGUAAAAAAAUCGUGAAUAAAAUCACUGAGGCCAUUCCAUAGAUGGAUGGUGAACACAGCCAGUGAUUUUCGUAGUGUCUUACCAUUUUUCACGUGCAUGAGUUGCCUACAUGAUGGCAGUGAGCCCUCUCUGGGGUUUCUUUUCUCAUACUAGGGAUGACUUUGCUUGAAUGACCCUACAGCAAAGUGUGAACUCGUCUCGCAUGAUUUGAACCAGUUUAUAACGCAUUCGUAUCUAUCCUACCCAGUUCAUGGCGAAGCGUAUGUCCUCUCUUGAGCUGCCCUCUCCGAUCUAUGAUGGCUGAAAGAAAUCUAAUAUUGCCUUGUUCUUCUUCCCACCCCUGAAAUUCCCUGUACAUUUGGAUCUGAAUCUAAUUCCAUAGCACUCACCCCAGAGCCGCCCAGAGUUCCUUGCAUUGUUCUCACCGAAGGAUAUCAGAUUUCUGUCUAGCCCUACCGGAAAUCGAAGCUCUUAACGAAUGAAUUGCGGCAAGUUUUGAUUCGCCCCGUCCCUGUGUGAUCAGAUUUUCGAGAAGAAGCCGACGACGAUCAAGAACUUUGGGAUCUGGCUGAGGUACCAGAGCAGGACUGGGUACCACAACAUGUACAAGGAGUACAGGGACACCACGCUGAACGGAGCGGUGGAGCAGAUGUACAACGAGAUGGCCUCCCGCCACCGGGUGAGGCAUCCCUGCAUCCAGAUCAUCAAGACCGCCACCAUCCCCUCCAAGCUCUGCAAGCGGGAGAACACCAAGCAGUUCCACGACUCCAAGAUCAAGUUCCCCCUCGUCUGCAGGAAGGUGAGACCCCCCACUCGCAGGCUGAAGACAACCUUCAAGGCCUCCCGCCCCAACAUCUUCAUGUAG